AUGGGAAACCUAGAUCUCGCCCGCAGUAGCAAGAGUGCUGAGGCGAGUGCCGAGGCAGUAUCCAACCCUCCACCAUAUUCCUCUAUCGUCGAGCCCAUUGAUGAACCACCGACCUACCAACAACCAAAUGUAUCACACAGGCUUUCCCGAAAUGUAUCACCUAAAUCUGAGGAUACGUUGGAUAUUGAUGAAUGUAUCAACCACCUGAAAUUACUAUCUGCGAUCGCCAAACUUCGCAACUUGAUUAGAGGAACAGACAAACUCUUCGGAGUCCGCGAUAGUGAGGCCAGAAACUUUACAGACCCCCGAAAGCAAGCCCAGGCAGCUGCUCGCAUUCAGGAAAAGAGAUGGGCUGUUUAUGUGGCCAGAGCUGUUGACCGAUUUACUAUUUGGUGGCAGACUUGCCUACCGACUCUCAAUAACAGUCACAUCUCAAUGCUAGAUUACUCGUCGGGAGCCAAGAUAGCCUGGGCUGUUAAUAUGUUACCACCACUUGAUGUUAUCAUGGUCUGGCAUGCAUAUAUGCUUAACCCUCGUGCUUUUCUUGAAGAUUGCUUGCGUCAGUCCAAAAUGAGCUUCUGGGGUACCGGUAUGCCCUGGGAUAUAAUAAACGCAUCCAUCGACAACAAGACGCUUGUCUUCGACCCAGGAAGCGAAGCGAGGAUAAAUUUCGAGACAAGAACUGGUCAUUCCUGGGAAAAUAUUCAUGGAAGCCCCACAAAAUCACUAAUUUGCUUCCGUUGUAAGCAGGAAGUCCUUGUUUCCUGGACGGAAGGAUCAAUUGGAUGCGAUCCAGAUGUGGCUUUUGCACAUUGCGUUGGAUAUGCGGACAAAUCUUUGCGGGUUGUAUGCCCUGCCUGCAAAUUCAGUACUACACAUGAUUUGCUUCGCGUGCAAAAGUUUCGCAGUGAUGUGCAGAAGCUAUUGAAAGAUGAUUUGCCUAUGCCAGGCACGCUUCUGUCGCAGAAUGGCACCCCCGCCGACGAUGAAAACGGCGACAAUGUGUGUUUUCCCAACCGGCUUAUCAAGGAAGGCAUCAGAAGCGAGCUCUUGCAGCUUACGGAUCCCACUGAGAAUGAAAGCACCACCAUCGAAACCAUCCGCGACCAUCUCGAGGCAUUUUUGAAGAGCCGUUCCUUGUUGCGUCGCGUAAACAAGGCAACACUGACUGCUGGAAACUCGAGUAUGCCUGAGAGGAUAUCUCUUCGAAAUAUGCUCUCCAGAUAUUGGGACAACUCAUCUCCCUUCGCCAUUGACUUGAUCGGAGCUGUCAUACGACAAGGAACGUUUGUAGACAAGAUGGACAAUAUCGGUUGGAUACAUUCGCCAAGUUUGAGAUCGACCAUGAGCCACUUUAUCAACAAAUACGGCGUGUUUUUCCAAAUAAUGAUCAAGAAUAAAGGCCAUGCUGUUGUCCCCACUCUCGAUAUUGAUUUGAUUUGGCACACACACCAGCUUUCUCCCGCGCGCUAUUACGCUUUCUCCACUGCGCAGACAGAUGGCGUGUUCGUUAAUCAUGACGACAAAAUCGACGAGAUAAGGCUCAAUGACGCUUUCGCAUGGACCUCAAAGCAAUACCAAAAGCUCACCGGCGGCAAGAUAUACAGCGAAUGCAUCUGCUGGUAUUGCGAGGCGUUGCGGGAGUCCAACAAUCAGGGACUUGGCAGAUUGAUAUCGCCGUCCGCCAUGCAUGCCAAAAACAACGCUGUUCUUCUUCACGACAGUGCCAAUAUUACCUCCGGUGGGGACAAAGGCCAAGGGCCGCAUAUUUCGUCCCAUAAUGCAGUUCGCAUUCUGGCUCAGGCUGAUCCAAAGGCAAUGCAGACUAAGACCGCCCAACUUGAAUCGUGCUGGGAGAAAGCGCAGCGGCGGUCACACAAGCGCAGUGGGAGUAAAAGCGGUGGUGAAGACCCGCUUAAAAAGGCUUCUUACGGCCCCUAUGCGCGCGACCCAGAAAUUCUUCGCGAAGUAUAUCCCUGCAAUCCAGCUUGUGUGAAUAUCACCGCGGGCGUGGUGGGAGAUUGCAUUAGCGGAACACAGGGUGUCGGCCUUGCGCAAGGUGCAUGUGUGAGUGAGACCAUGUCUGCCCAGACCAGAGGGAAAGGUAAAAGCUUCUGUGCUGGCAUAGCAGGUUGUGGUAUGAGUCUCUAG
Molecule: messenger RNA, 2151 nt
Organism: Penicillium coprophilum
Lineage: Eukaryota; Fungi; Ascomycota; Eurotiomycetes; Eurotiales; Aspergillaceae
Exons: 2
Coding region: 1-2151 (716 amino acids)
Source: RefSeq, a predicted model, not a curated record